Didymosphaeria variabile is the source of this 1746-nucleotide messenger RNA. RefSeq names its product Transcriptional regulator of ribosomal biogenesis proteins (gene SFP1). The coding region runs from base 1 to 1746 and encodes 581 amino acids. NCBI's taxonomy places the organism in Eukaryota, Fungi, Ascomycota, Dothideomycetes, Pleosporales, Didymosphaeriaceae. The record is from RefSeq and is a predicted model, not a curated record. The transcript is spliced from 3 exons. Gene Ontology annotation, cellular component: nucleus.
AUGGCACAAGCAGCCUCGCCUAUCGACAUCGCGACGCCCCCGCGCUUCGGGUCGAAUUCCCCGCAGAACCAGACGUCCAACCUCACAUCUGCCCUGCGCGAGGCAGGCGCGAACCGCAACGACGUCGCACCUUCCAACCACCAUAAUGGCCACGAAUUCCAGCGUCCCAGCCUCAGUGCCCGCAAUGACUCCAUUAGCGGGCUCGGCGGCUCCUUCUACGGCAGCGGCGCCCGUCCCAUCUCGAUGAAGGACAGGCCGCGCCGCGAGAGCAACGCCAUGAACAGCCUCGUGAACGGCCUCAGCUGGGGCGGCGUCUCCGUCGGCUCAUGGAUCCGCGAUGACAUCCUCAUGACCGGCACCUCGCCCGCCGCAUUCAACAACCAGUCGCCUUCCUAUCACUCCUCGUCGUACCUCCCUAAGUUGGAGGCCAACUUCAUGAAAGAUUUUGCCUGCUGCGGCUUGACGCUCGCUUCGCUGCACGACCUGCUACAACAUUUCGAAGAGGUACACGCUGGCGCACCGCCCUCGCGAACCUCCCAGGCUGGGCAGGGUGGUCUUCCGCCCACCACUGGUGCCUCGAGCGCCGGUAUUACGCCCGGUCAGACACAGACACAAGGCGAGCCAGCCACAAACACCCAGUUCGGCUUCCAUCCCCGGUCAGGCUCGGUCGGCGGCUUCCGCUCCAACCGGCUAGGAUCGGAUGGCUUCAGCCGAACGAACCUGUCAACGGUGCAAGAUAUGGACGACAACAUGGACAUGGACAUGGAUGACAUAGGCGACGGCCUUGCCACUAUAGAAGAGGCGCCCACCGGCUUCUCCAGCCAGCAGUCGCAGUUCAACCAGAACCAGGCCCAGCUGCAACCACUCAAUAUCAAUAUGGCAAACACCAUGCAGAACCACCAAGGUUUGCGCACAUCCACGCCUACCACUCCUGCUGCCUCACAACAGUACAACCUUCCCAACAAUCCUACCGUCUCCUCGGUCAAUACGCCCACACUCGGCACUGUACCCAUGACGCACAACCUCACAUCGCCAGAGUCUUCACAUCCCAGCACUCCAGCGGAGCUGGACAUGGACUUCCUCAACGGCUUCAACCAACCAAUGAUGGGAAUUCCAGGCAUGGACAUGGGUUUCGGCAGCACUGGCUUCAACACUGGCAUGCCCGGUUUCGACGGCACCAUCGACCAGCCAGGAAAGCGCCUCUUCAGCAAACAAGGCUCCGGCCUCAGUCAGCAACAACUGCAGGCAGCGUUUAAGAACUACCAGAUGAGCAAUGGCGACCAGACCGAUCUUGCGAAGAGACUGAGGGAACAGGCUCUCAUGAACGGAGCGAACGUACCACAGUUCCCGUUCCCUGAAGAGGUGAAGCCUUUCAGGUGCCCAGUCAUUGGCUGUGAGAAGGCGUACAAGAACCAGAAUGGUCUCAAAUACCACAAACAGCACGGCCAUCAGAACCAGCAGCUGAAGGAGAACGAGGACGGCACCUUCUCGAUCGUCGACCCUCUCACCUCGAUACCGUACCCCGGCACUGUUGGCAUGGAAAAGGAGAAACCUUACCGAUGCGAGAUGUGCGGCAAGCGAUAUAAGAACCUCAACGGCCUCAAGUACCACCGUGCCCACUCGCCAAAGUGCAAUCCGGAGCUGUUGGGUGCCCAGUUCAGCCAACUGCCAUCAUUGCAAGGGUUAAACGUCGGUGCCAACGUCGCCGGCGCUGGUAUGACGGGCAUGGACAAUUCCAUGUUCUAG